Messenger RNA from Pyrus x bretschneideri (Chinese white pear), 460 nucleotides. RefSeq lists its product as uncharacterized. The record is from RefSeq and is a predicted model, not a curated record. The annotation marks the transcript as partial. Lineage: Eukaryota; Viridiplantae; Streptophyta; Magnoliopsida; Rosales; Rosaceae. The transcript has 3 exons.
CACCACACAGGGUGGGUCUUCACCCCUUUUGCCGUUUCUUCUUCUUCUUCAAAGCCUUCACAAGCACUCAUUCUCUACUCGAAGUCCGGAAGCUGUUUGUGCGAUGGCCUCAAAGAAAAACUUCAGGCCGCUUUCUUACCUUCCGGCCCUGAUUCCCUCCACGAUGUCGAUUUGCAAGUGAGCGAUAUUACGAGCAAUCCAGAGUGGGAAAGUGCUUACCUGUAUGAGAUACCAGUUUUGGCCAGAGUGUUAUCUGAUGGCACCGAGGAAACUCUCCCCAGAUCAUCUUUGGAGCUGGUUCAGAAGAAAAUAGCUGCUGCUUUCUAACAUUAGCGGGUUUGGGAGCCCCUUUGUAAAGUGAAGUUAUUUUUCAUUGGAAUGUACAUCUUUGAUCUUUAUAACUCGCUUGAACUUUGUAUCAACGUCGAGUAAAUGAUCAGAAAAUGUUUUUUUGACUCUC